This is a messenger RNA of Fusarium sp. VM40, 738 nucleotides long. The record is from the annotation of a GenBank genome assembly. NCBI's taxonomy places the organism in Eukaryota, Fungi, Ascomycota, Sordariomycetes, Hypocreales, Nectriaceae.
AUGUUUAUGGCAAGAUCUGAAUACGACCGAGGCAUCAACACCUUCUCCCCCGAAGGCCGUCUCUUCCAAGUCGAAUACUCUCUCGAGGCCAUCAAGCUCGGCUCCACGGCCAUCGGCGUAGCCACCUCUGAGGGUGUCAUUCUCGGUGUCGAGAAGCGCGUCACCUCAACCCUCCUCGAGACGUCGUCCGUCGAGAAAAUCGUUGAGAUCGACCGCCACAUCGGCUGCGCCAUGUCUGGUCUCCAGGCUGAUGCCCGCUCCAUGGUCGAGCACGCCCGCGUCGAGAGCCAGUCCCACGCCUUCAACUACAACGAGCCCCUCCGUGUCGAGAGCUGCACCCAGGCCAUUUGCGAUCUCGCCCUGCGCUUCGGCGAGGGUGCUGAUGGUGAGGAGACCAUCAUGAGUCGACCUUUCGGCGUCGCUCUGCUCAUUGCUGGCUUUGACGAGGACGGUCCUCAGCUGUUCCACGCCGAGCCCAGUGGUACCUUUUACCGCUAUGAUGCCAAGGCUAUUGGAUCUGGAUCCGAAGGUGCUCAGGCUGAGCUACAGAAUGAGUACCACAAGUCCUUGACUCUUGUAGACGCAGAGACGCUUGUUCUCAAGACUUUGAAGCAGGUAAUGGAGGAGAAGCUUGAUGCCAAGAACGUACAGUUGGCCAGCGUAACCCGGGAGAAAGGUUUCAGAAUAUACACAGACGAAGAGAUGGCUACUAUUGUGGAGCGACUGCCAGCCAACUAG